This is a messenger RNA of Lolium rigidum, 1196 nucleotides long. Its product is annotated as urease accessory protein D-like. Gene Ontology annotation, molecular function: nickel cation binding. NCBI's taxonomy places the organism in Eukaryota, Viridiplantae, Streptophyta, Magnoliopsida, Poales, Poaceae. The record is from RefSeq and is a predicted model, not a curated record. The transcript is spliced from 8 exons. Bases 1 to 945 code for a protein of 314 amino acids.
AUGGAACUGGACGCGGUCGCCGACGGAGAGCCGGCGACGCCGGCCGCGCCGACGGCGACGGGCGUGGUGCGGGUGGAGAAGGUGAGGGGCAGGUCGGCGGUCACCCGGUGCUUCGCGAAGUACCCGCUCAAGAUCAUCGUCCCCUCCAAGGUGGGCUCCGCCUCCUCCGGCGCCGUCUGGCUCUAUUCCCUCACCUACGGCGGCGGCAUCGUCUCCGGGGAUAGGAUCUCCUGCACGGUGAGCGUCGGCGACGAGUGCACCGCGGCGAUGACGACGCAGGCCUCCACCAAGGUUUACAAGGCUGUGGGGUUAAAAUGUUCUGAGCAGGUUCUAGAGGCAACAGUUGGAAAGGAUGCCCUCUUUGCAGUUAUUCCUGAUCCAGUAACCUGCUUCUCAACUGCUCGAUACUACCAGAAGCAAGUGUUUCAUGUUUCUGGAAGUUCAAACUUGGUCCUUGUAGAUUGGUUUACAAGUGGCCGGUAUGAAAAUGGAGAAAUAUGGGACUUCAACUCCUACAAGAGCGUCAACCAUAUUAUUUCAGAAGAAAAUCAGCCUAUGUUCAUUGACUCGGUUCUAUUGGAACAAGGUUCAAAUUGCAGUAUUUCUGAGCGGAUGCAGGAAUACAAUGUUGUUGCGAUGGUUGUCUUACUAGGACCAAAGCUGAAGCACAUACAGGAUCAGAUGCAAGACGAAGUGAAGAACAUGAUGUCUGUCCAGCUACGUCCUCCCACCUCUGGUGGCGGCCGCUACGCCGCAAGGCCACAGCCCCUGCACACCAAGACGAGGCCCCCACUCAUCGCCUCUUGCAGUCCCUUCGGUCGCACGGGAACCGGCAUGGUGGCGCGGAUAGUGGCGGUGAGCACCGAGUCCGUGUACACCUUCCUGAGACAUCACCUGGCGGCGCUCGAGCCGUUCCUGGGCGCCGCCCCGUAUUCUGCAUCCUGAAGCUCGCAACAGGCUGCUGAGUGCUGAUUGUGAAGUUGUAAAUCGUUUCGGUGUAUACAGCUAACUUUGCUGCCUCCAUUUCGGCGAUGCUGUGUGUCCUAAGCUGGGCAGUUUUGUUAACUCACUCGAACAGACCUUGUGGAUUUCGAUGCGCAAGACUGGAAUGGGCUGGUUGGCCCAGUCUGCGUUGCUUGGGCCGUAAAUGUUCAUGUAAAUUAGGGCCCAAAAUAAUAAAGCACUGGUUUAUUUUC